Molecule: messenger RNA, 3885 nt
Organism: Lucilia sericata (common green bottle fly)
Lineage: Eukaryota; Metazoa; Arthropoda; Insecta; Diptera; Calliphoridae
Gene: Fhos
Product: FH1/FH2 domain-containing protein 3
Biological process (GO): cortical actin cytoskeleton organization; actin filament network formation
Cellular component (GO): cytoplasm; cytoskeleton
Molecular function (GO): actin filament binding
Source: RefSeq, a predicted model, not a curated record
AUGAUUGUUAAAAUGGAUCCCGAUGAAUUGAUUACGUUUCGGGUGCAGUAUCUUGUCGAUACUGAUCCUCGAUUGUACAUCAAUGUAUCCCAUACCACACGAGCACCAACGUAUGCCUUUGCCGCCACCCUGCCAUUGGCCACACAAUUGGGCACCAUCUUGCGUUUAUUGAAUGCACCUCAAAGGAUCGAUGAUGCUGCCAUACAAGUCUAUAAAGAUGGUGAUUAUGGUUCCUAUUUGGAUUUGGAAUCAUCAUUGGCUGAACAGUCGGAAGAAAUUGAAGGUCUUAAUUCUAGUCGCAAAAAUUCUUUAGUGGUACGCACCCAGUUGAGUGUCAGAGUACAUGCGAUUAUUGAAAAACUCUUGUCUGCUGAAGGAAGUGAUUUGAGACGUGCCUUCUCACUAAAACAAGUCUUCCAAGAGGAUAAAGAUCUUGUGCAUGCCUUUGUGGCAUUAGGAGGACUCAACUGUUUGGUGCGUGUUGGUAAUGGUGCUGAUCAAAACUAUCAAAAUUAUAUAUUGCGUGCAUUGGGCCAGGUGAUGCUUUAUGUGGAUGGCAUGAAUGGCGUUAUGAAACAUGAACCCACAAUGCAGUGGCUCUAUUCAUUAAUCGCCUCAAAUUAUCGUUCAGUGGUUAAGACUGCAUUAAAAUUAUUGUUGGUCUUUGUGGAAUAUGCUGAAUCCAAUUGCCAUGUUUUGGUUAGUGCCAUACAUGCGGUGGACAAACAACAAGGCACAUUGCCAUGGUCAAAUAUUAUGAGGUGUACUUUUUUAAAAGACUACGAUAAUGCCGAUGCUGAAUUGGUAAUAUAUGCUGCUUCGCUUAUCAAUAAAACCCUAGAGGGUUUAAAUGAUCAAGAUAGUUUUUACGAUGAAAGUGAUUUGUUGGAACAACAAGGUAUGGAAUCUGUGAUACAACAUUAUAUGUCCAAACCGGGAACGGAUAUGGAUCUAUUAAAUCAAUUGCAACUUUAUGAAGCAGUAUUGAAAUUUGAAGACGGUGAAUCGGAUGGUACCCGACUGCCCGACAACACUUUACGUAAGACUCAACGUUUUCGCAGUUCUACCGAUACGGCUGAACGUCGAAAAUCAAGACGUCAUAGCACGGGCACUAGUCCUGGUAAUAUAAAUAAAGUCCUACCCACUCAUAUGCGCUUAACACCCACCCAACCGGCCUUGGAUGAGGAUAGUUCGAGUUCAACGAAUUCGGCGGAAUUUAGUGGUGGGGUUUUUGCGGAAAAGAAACCCCGUGAUGGUGCUGGUGUUACACCUGGUCUCAGACGUCGUCGUGAACGAGCCGAGAGACAUCGUAGUUUCCUUAAAGAGCAACAGGAAGCUGCUGCAGCGGUGGCUGCUAAUGGUUAUAUGAAUUCGGCCGAUAAAAGAGAAGAUAUGGAAUCCGAUAAUGAGGAUAAAAAACUGUUACUACAACUAAAACGUGAUCACACUGUUAAAGAUUUAACCCAGAAACUAUGUAAUUUACCCACAAGUCCUACACAGGAUGAUAAAUUACAAAACCGUAUUGUUGGCGAUAUGUCGGGUUUAAUAUCGAAAGCGAAAGAGGGUCUGGCAAAGAGUAAAAGUAAAGGCGAAAUGUCAAGAUCCUCUAGUGUCGAUCAGGAAAUCAAAAAACCCGAACCGAAAAAAUCCGAAAACGAUCUACAAUGGGAAGAAUUGGUACGCAACAUUUCAAGACCACUCAAUUUGUGUGAUCUCGACUUUACCGAUCUGAACUCGGAAGACGAAAAGGAUAUAUUAGCUCCCAGAGGCUUUGGUAGAGGCAUACCACCACCACCUCCCCCAAUAGGAGGUGUGGCGCUACCACCACCCAUGAUGCCUACACAUUUAGUGUGUCCACCACCCAUGAAUCAUCCCAUGUCCAUGUCAAAUACCAGUAAUGGUAGUGGUGCUCUUAUACCACCACCCAUGUUUAGUUAUAGUGGUUAUGGUAAUGCCAGUCUAACGAAUAGUUUUAAUAGUUCCAUGAAUGGUUCGAUAAAUGGUGAUAUGAGUAGUAUGAAUACGAUUAAGAAAAAUAAGAAAACGGUCAAACUCUUUUGGAAAGAGGUUAGAGAAGAUUUAAUACCCGUAUCUGUGGGUAAAACUAUUUGGGAUGAAUUACCUGCCGCCAAUGUUGAUACACAAAAAUUAGAACAUUUGUUUGAGUCCCGAGCCAAAGAUUUAAUGACAAAGAAACAACAAGAAAUGAAUAAAAGCAAAGAAGUCAUUGUACUCGAUCAUAAACGAUCGAAUGCUAUCAAUAUUGCAAUGACAAAAUUGCCACCACCGCGAGCCAUUAAGGCGGCUAUUUUGAAAAUGGAUGCUACUGUGGUGACGCGAGAGGGUAUCGAUAAGUUGUUGAAUAUGUUACCCACUGACGAGGAGAAGGGUAAAAUACAAGAAGCUCAGAUGGCUAAUCCAGAGUUGCCUUUGGGCAGUGCUGAACAAUUCUUAUUAACUUUGGCUUCAAUCUCCGAAUUGGCUGCUAGGUUAAGAUUAUGGGCAUUCCGUUUAGAUUUUGAUAAUAGUGAGAAAGAAAUUGCUGAACCUUUAAUGGACCUAAAACAGGGCAUUGAAAUUCUUAAAAAUAAUCGUACAUUCAAAUGUAUUUUGUCAACUUUACUAUCAGUGGGCAUCUUUUUAAAUGGUGCUCCCGUUAAGGGCUUCCAAAUAGAAUACUUAUCAAAGGUUCCCGAGGUUAAAGAUACCGUGCAUAAACAUUCACUACUACACCAUAUGUGUCACAUGGUCAUGGAGUCCGGUAAUGAAACUACAGAUUUAUAUUCCGAAAUUGGUCCCAUUACCAGAGCCUCUAAGGCUGAUUUUAAUGAUUUGGCUCAUAAUCUAUCCCAGUUGGAACAUGAAUGCAAAGCUUCUUGGGAUCGUUUGAAGUUAAUAGCUAAACACGAUUGUCCACCUCAGUUGAAACAGAAAUUGGUCGACUUUUUAGCUGAUUGUGCUGAGAGAAUUAUUAUUCUACAAGUUGUUCACCGCAGAAUUAUGAAUAGAUACCGCAAAUUUUUAUUGUGGUUGGGCGUGCCUCAACAUAGUGUGGCCGAUUCAAGACCUAAUGAAUUCUGUCGCAUUGUUUCCGAAUUUGCUUUAGAAUAUCGCACCACUAGGGAAAGAGUUCAACAGCAAAUCGAAAAGAAAGCCAAUCAUAGAGAAAGAAAUAAGACUAGAGGCAAAUUGAUUGUCGAUAUUGCCAAAUUUAAAACCAAAGAAGAUAAACAAGAUGCUGAAUUAAAAUCCCUUUUGGGCACACCCAACGCCGAUACACCCGAUGGUACUUUAACCUGGCGACGUCGACGUGCCGAAAAUUUACGUUCACCCGUUUUGCGACAAAGCGAAGAGAAUUUCACCGAUGGUGAUGACGAAAUCUUAGAGUCUUUAGUAAAAACCGCCACCAAAGCCCCCGGCACUAGAACAACACCCAGAGAACGUAAACGUACUCGUCAUGCUGAUAGAAAAUCAUUGCGUCGUACUCUUAAGAACGGUUUAACCGAAGAAGAAAAACUACAAGUAGCAGCUUUAAUAAAAACCUAUUAAGAAUUUUUAUAACAAAUUGACUGAUUUUUAAAGAUUUUGCUAAAUAUUUAUUAAAACAACUGAUGCUAAAAUCAACAGCAGACUGAAUACGGAAAAAUUUUGAAAAUCAAAGUUGGAAAAAAAUAAGCCAACCACAAUUUAAAGACGAUCUCAAGCAAAAAAGGAUUUAUAUAAAUGGUUUCAAAACUAUAAACAAAAGGUGGAUACAGGAAUUGAAAAGAUGAAAAAACAAUAACCAGUUUGAAAAUAAACUAGAAAAAAUACGAUAAAAAUGUAAAACUUUUAAAACAACGAUUAAGAAAUCGAAAAAAAAAGAUUUCAAAAUGUAUAAAUUAU